GGAGGUGUACAUUUGUGUGCUGACAUGCUGUCUACCUUGCCAGCACAAAGUUCAUCUAAGGAAAAAUUGAAAGUUUUGCUUUUGUCAUCUGAGUGGUGGUCCAGGAAAGGAGGAAUAUCAACACUGAACAGAAAACUUGCCAUUCAGUUAGCUAAUCACCCGUCUGUUGCGGUUACAGUCUUUCUUCCCGAGUGCAGUGAAGAAGAAAAGGAAGAAGCUGUGAGACAUAACAUUAAUAUUGUUAAAGCCAUUAGGCGGGUUGGGUUUGAGGAAAACGUUUGGCUUUGCUUUCCACCUAGUGAUCUCCAGAUUGACUUUGUAAUUGGUCAUGGAGCUGUCCUCGGACCACCAGCCAAACUUAUCAGCGACUAUCGCCAAUGCAACUGGGUCCAAAUCGUUCACACCAUACCAAAAGAACUGGGAAUGUUCAAAACUUAUGGGAAUCCCAUUUUGAAGAGUGAGAUGAAGCACAAAGUUGAAGUCGAACUUUCAGAAAUGGCUGCCUUAGUCGUUGGAGUUGGGCCAAAAUUGAGUGAAGCUUUCCAAAGUUAUCUUGGCUGGAAGAAUCCCGAUGAUGUUGUUACCCUUACCCCUGGAAUUUUCAACGAAUACUCAAACAUAGAACAUGUACCUAUAGAUAAGACAAAACGUCGAGUUUUGGUAUAUGGUCGUGGAGAUGAGGAAGAUUUUGUUCUGAAAGGUUUCGACAUCGCAGCUAAGGCUGUAACCGAUUUAAGUGACACAAUCCUUAUCUUUGCCGGUGCUCGCGAGGAAGACUUUCAACAGGUUACUAAGAGGUUUUUGGAGUGCGGCAUUUCUCCAGAAAACCUGCAAGUAAGAGGUUUCCUUAGUGAUAGAAAGGAGUUGAUCAAAGUAUUUAGUGAAGUGGAUCUUGUCUUAAUGCCCUCAAGAGCUGAAGGCUUUGGACUCACAGGCCUUGAGGCUUUAUCUGCUGGCCUGCCUGUACUCGUGAGUCGGAACACGGGAUUUGGAGAAGCGCUAACCAAGAUUCCAUUCGGCGAUUCUUAUGUGGUCAACUCCAAAGAUGCAACGGUGUGGGCUAAAGCUAUAAAAGAGGUCUUGGGGAAAGUCCACAAAAGGCGAAUUCAGGAAUCUAACUGUCUGCGUACUUGGUACAGGGAAGAGUACGACUGGAAGACCCAAUGCGAGAAACUGGUUGAAAAAUUGUUCAGUGUCUUCCAUGAUAAGCAGGAACAAGAAAUGUCUGGCGUGGAUGUGUAUUCAAACCAAAGACGGAGAAUCUGUCCCAGCCCUCCGCAAGAGAGAAUGGUAAACAAACCUAGCACCCCUUGGCAAGGAGGCAUUGAUAAAGCAUGUUUAUGCCACACGAGGAAACAGCAAAUAGAAGACGAAGCAGAUCCUCGGAAGCAAUUACGGGAAGAGAAAGAAGGACCGCCAGAAAGGUCUGGAGGUGGACAGCGUCAGCAAUGUGUAACUCACCAACACAACCUUCACGUCCAGGAGAUAUAUAUCCGGGAAGAACUUUCUCUCCAAGUAGAAGAAUCUGUUCAGGAAUCAAGAUUGGAGGGUGGACCAACGAUUAUAAAAGCUAAAGCAAACGAAAACAUCACGAGAAACGUGAGUACUAGAGGAAUGCAAUCAGCUGAUUCUACAGGACAAGAGGCACUGACGACAAGGCUGGAGUCUUUUCUUGGUGACUCAAAAGAUCAGUGUGAAAAAACAACCGUCAUGGAAGAAGAGGAAUUGACGCAUUCCAGAAGUUUAAGUUUUCUUACCAAACCGGAAGGAAGAUCAGAGAGAUUGGAAAAUGCAUUUUCACAGAUGCAUCAAAAGUCCCUUGACGAGGCAGGUGCGCGUUGCAAGGAAGAAGAUGGAUCAAAGAAAAGCGAAGCAAUCGUAGAGGAAUGGAAGAAAAGUUUAGAGGAGGAGCAACAGCUGAGAGCAAGGAUGGAAGGGGAAUUAAGGCAAACACAAACUCUAUGUACCGAGAUGGAAGAAACAAUUCAUGAACUUGUGCAAACGUGUCUCGCUUCUCAGUCUGACAAUGAUUUACAAACGUUGAAGGAACAGGAACGAAACAACAAUGAAAACAUUGCACGUGACCUAAAACAGAUGUUACGGGUAGAGCAGGAAGCUAAGACAGAAGCUGAUAACUUGGCAGAAGUGCGGAAAGAAAACACUAACUUGAGAGAGAGAUUUGUUGCUCUUGAACAGAACUAUGUAGCGCAGAUGAUUGCGAAUAGUCAUUUGAACAAUUUGAGAGAGCAGGAAUUGAGAGAAAAGGAAACUCAUAUAGCUGAACUACUGGACGCAUUAGACGAAACGCAACAUGCAAAGCUUUCAAGGGAAAAAGAACUGACCCUUGCAAGGAAACGCUGUGUAAUGCUUGAACAACAACUGGAAAGCGAAAGAUACGUCCCUGUGUCAAGACAAUGGCACCCUCAAGCAGACGACUGGAAAAUUCCACGAGAGCACAUCGUCUUGGGUGAGAUUUUAGGUCAAGGAGGCUGGGGCACCGUAGUAAUGGGAACGUUUCGCGGUUGCCAGGUUGCCGUUAAGCAAAUGCACAAUCUGAUUCUCUCGCCUCACAAUCGUGCAUUGUUUGAACGAGAAAUGAGGAUUGUAUUUCGCUGUCACCAUCCGAACAUUUUGCAGUUUAUUGGUGCCACGUUUGACGAUGGUAGUCCUUUAUUAGUCACUGAAUUACUCGACGCCUCAUUAAGAAAUCUUUUGGAAGAACGACCAUUACCUUUAAAAGAAACAGUUACCAUUGCUCUGGAUGUUGCUAAAGGCUUAAACUACCUUCAUCUUAACACGCCUCUUCCCAUCUUACAUCGAGAUGUCACCAGCACUAAUGUCUUGCUCUGGAAGAGAGAUCAACACUGGAGAGCUAAGCUGGGUGACUUUGGAGCGGCAAAUUUUAUGCGCAAGUGUAUGACUGUUGCACCGGGUGCAUUGUCCUAUUCAGCUCCAGAAACUUUCACCCGUAACCAGACAACGAAGGUUGACGUGUACAGUUUUGGCGUCCUGCUGUGUGAGAUGUGCAUUAGAGAACUUCCGGAUCCCGAAAUACGCCAUGAGCAGAUUCUCAAGGUAUCAAGUAGUGCAGUUCAAGGGCUUAUUCGGCGGUGUGUUUUACGCAAUCCCGAAGAACGCCCCUCAGUGAGGGAUGUCAUUCCGUUUCUUAGCUGGAUUAAAGAAAGGGAUUAACCAGAGGAGUAUGGUAGAAUAGCUAUCGGUUACACCCUGGUAAUGGAAGAAACACUGAUACAACCUAAAAGUUUCACCGAUUGGAGUUCAAAUUUUAGUCUGGGUUUCGUAACUUACCUUAGUGUUAGAGAACUUUAAAAUUCUCAUAAAAGAUUUUCGACAGAGACAAUUGAUAGAAAUACGAAGACAUCAGUAUGUAAAAAUGCAACAGAAUCAGUUGUUCGUAAUUAUAAUUAUGAUGAUAAUUGUUGUGCAUAGGUUACGUUUUUUGACACAGUUUACGCCUAUUGUUAAUUUGUUAUAGCUUAAUUGAAGCAUACGCACGUUCAGACUUUAUAAUGAUGAUGUUUAUGAUGUUGAUGAGUCUUUAGUGGUAGAACCGCUUGACUCUGAGACUUACACACAAGAGAGUUAGUACAGGGACAAAUGAAAUAUUCACAUUUACAUGAAAAAGAGUUUUCUGGAUAAAUGUUUCCUUGAAAUGCAAGCUUUAGGCUUUCAGUCUUGAGCCUUUUAAAAACUAAACUUUUUUAAAAUACUUAAUUUUUUAAGUGUAGGAGGGAGCUUGUACAUAUGUUAAGUCAUGUUGGCAUACAUGUUUUUACUUUUACUCAACACUUGAGGAUAAUUUUUCUGAAUUUGAUGAUUUUGAUUCAUGAUCAAAGGAGGAAUCUAUAUUCAGUUAAAAAAAAAUUAUUAAAACUCUAUAAAAUAGUUACCGAUGAUAUGUGUAUUUUGGCUCGCAGUUUUAUAUGAGUGUAAAUAUCUGCUAUUUGGAUUAAAGUUAUCUUUGAUGAACUGAA
Molecule: messenger RNA, 3995 nt
Organism: Stylophora pistillata
Lineage: Eukaryota; Metazoa; Cnidaria; Anthozoa; Scleractinia; Pocilloporidae
Biological process (GO): necroptotic signaling pathway; protein phosphorylation
Molecular function (GO): ATP binding; protein kinase activity
Source: RefSeq, a predicted model, not a curated record